This is a messenger RNA of Anoplopoma fimbria (sablefish), 2690 nucleotides long. RefSeq names its product fascin-like. The record is from RefSeq and is a predicted model, not a curated record. Gene Ontology annotation, molecular function: actin filament binding; protein-macromolecule adaptor activity. Gene Ontology annotation, cellular component: growth cone; lamellipodium; filopodium. Lineage: Eukaryota; Metazoa; Chordata; Actinopteri; Perciformes; Anoplopomatidae. Gene Ontology annotation, biological process: actin filament bundle assembly; establishment or maintenance of cell polarity; cell migration.
ACGAACACCUCUCCUCUCCUCUCUUCUCCUCUCUUCUCCUCAACCAUGUCCUCUAACGGUGCGGCAGACUCCGACCUCCUCCAGAUCCCUCUGGGCCUCAUCAACAGAGGGAAGUACCUCACGGCGGAGACGUUCGGCUUCAAAGUCAACGCGUCUGCCGGCAGCCUGAAGAAGAAGCAGACGUGGACGCUGGAGCAGAGCGGCGAGGACGGCAGCGCGGUGUUCCUGCGCUCCCACCUGGGCCGCUACCUGGCCACGGACAAAGACGGCAACGUGACCGCGGACAGCGAGACGCGCGGCGGACGCGACUGCCGCUUCGCCGUGACCGCGCACGAAGACGGGCGGUGGUCGCUGCAGUCCGAGCCGCACGGCCGGUACCUGAGCGGCAGCGAGGACCGCAUCACCUGUUUCGCGCAGGCCGCCACGCCGGCCGAGAGGUGGAGCGUGCACCUGGCCGUGCACCCGCAGGUCAACCUGUACAGCCUGGCGCGCAAGCGGUACGCACACCUGAGUACGCGCGGGGAGCGGCAGGAGGUGUCCAUAGACCGGGACGUGCCGUGGGGGGUGGACUCGCUGGUGACGCUGGUGUACCGGGACCAGCGCUACCACCUGGAGACCUCCGACAACCGCUUCCUCCGCAAUGAUGGCAGUCUGUCCGCAAAGACGGACCAGGACACCGGGUACGUGCUGGAGUUCCGCUCCGGGAAAGUGGCGUUCCGCGACGGAGCCGGACGCUACCUGGCGCCCGCGGGGCCGACCGGCACGAUGAAGUCUGGGAAGAGCGCACGGGCGGGGAAGGAUGAACUGUUUGGCCUCGAGCGCAGCCACGCGCAGGUUGUGCUGACUGCGGGCAACGAGAGGAACGUGUCCACGAGGCAAGGCAUGGACCUGUCGGCCAAUCAGGACGAGGAAGGGGACCAGGAAGUCUUCCAGUUGGAGAUGAGCCGCGAGGACAGGAAGUGCGCCUUCAGAACCGCUUCUGGGAAAUACUGGACCCUGACACCGAGUGGAGGACUGCAGUGCACGGCCUCCACCAAGUCGGCUAACAGCUACUUUGAGCUGGAGUGGCGUGACGGUCGUGUGUGUGUGCGUGCAGCCAACAACAAAUAUGUGAUCGCUAAGAGGAACGGACAGCUGGCUGCUACCAUUGACAGCGCAGGGGAGGCCGAGCAAUUCCUGAUGAAGCUGAUCAACCGUCCGAUCAUCGUCCUUCGUGGCGAGCACGGUUUCAUCGGGGCUCGCAAAGCAGGAAUUGUGACUUUGGACUCCAACCGGGCAUCAUACGACGUUUUCCAGCUGGAGUUCCACAACGGAGCUUACUCCCUUAAAGACUCCCAGGGGAAGUAUUGGUGUGUCGGAGACGACACGGCGGUCGGCUGCAGCAGCUCCACACCCGUCCAGUUCCUGUUUGAGUUCUGUGACGUCAACAAGAUGGCCAUCCGCGCUCUGGGGGGGAAGUACCUGAAGGGGGACCACGCUGGAGGGCUGAAGGCCAGCGUCGACUCGCUGGACAGCGCCACCCUCUGGGAAUACUGAGCAAGAGCACAGCCGGACCACAACGCUUCAAACUAUAUAGAUACUGUAGGUAGCUGUUGUUUUUUUUUUUGCAUAUGUGUGUGUGUGUGUGUGUGUAAUUGUGAAUUUGUCCGGAUGGAUGUGUGGUGGAUAUUGAAGCUGAUUAACUGGAAGUUAUGGCACCAAAGCACUGCAGGUGUUUUUUUAAAUCUCAAUCAUAAUCUCUUCUUACUGGGCUUUUUACUGGACAUUUGGAUGUACGAUGACUCGUUGUUUAAUGAAUGAAUAAUAGUGUGAUUUAUUGUUUCACUUCCACAUUAACACAAACUGUACCUGAUGACCAUCAGGACGAUUGCUGUUAUUAGUCGUGUGCCUAUCCGUGGUAACCACUGGUGUAAACGAACAUAUAGGAUGCUAUAACUCAUAAUAUCUAGCCUUCUCCUGUUAAAUGUCCUGCUAGCUAUAUUGCGCUGCUUUCAUCUCCUGCUCUUUUUCAAACUAUAAAGCACAACGCACAUCAGAUAAAUGGAUGUUAGAUGUACAUGUUUUUCUGCUGUAAAUAAAGGCUUUCUUUGUCGCUGAAUGCUUCAAAAAACAACAACAUAGUAACCAUGGAAACGUUGAGUGUAAAAGUGUGUUGAGGGUGUAAAGAGAGAAAUGGGGCUGUGGCUGGCCGAUCUAACAUGUUCUUUGCAUGUGUGCUACUUGCUGCACCUCAUCAGAUUUCCUUUAUAUAGACACACGCAUCAACAGGAAGUAGUCGGUAGUCAAAGGUUUCCCUUAAAUAUCUAAAUCCACUCCUGAUUAGUGUGAGGUUUUUGAUUAUACUUAAGGAGGAAACGAAUAAAGGAGCUUUUUUUGUCAUUGAGAAGGCUUCUCAGUGAGAAUGAUCAUCCUUGCAGGCCUUGUAAAGCAUAGAUACUACAGCUUCAAAUGCACAUAAAAACACACAAAUAUGCAGUCAUAGAUACAUUAAUUCCUACUUUGACUCAAAGUCUGCACAAUAAUGUCCCAAUUUCAAGUGAAAAGCACAUGUUUGUCUUAGAUUGGGUGCUGCUGCUGGUGUGUAAACACAAUGAAAGAGUCUCUCUGGCUGUAACUGUGGCUGUGCCUUCCAUAGAGUCUUUUUUCAUGUUCUUACAUUUGAUCUGAACACAAUAAAGUUUUCCCUCUUA